Saccostrea cuccullata (small rock oyster) is the source of this 760-nucleotide messenger RNA. RefSeq names its product RYamide receptor-like. The annotation marks the transcript as partial. Gene Ontology annotation, biological process: G protein-coupled receptor signaling pathway. The transcript has a single exon. Lineage: Eukaryota; Metazoa; Mollusca; Bivalvia; Ostreida; Ostreidae. Gene Ontology annotation, cellular component: neuron projection; plasma membrane. Gene Ontology annotation, molecular function: neuropeptide binding; neuropeptide receptor activity. The record is from RefSeq and is a predicted model, not a curated record.
UAGUGAGGGAGAAUCAACGGCUGAUUUAUGAAAAACUUGAAUUUUCAUAUUGGAAACAAUGAAUGUGAGUAGAAAUGACACAAUACAAUCGGCACCUCAGAUCUCAACAUUUUUACAAUCGCUCUUCAUCGUGAUGUAUUCGUUUAUUAUAGUGAUUGCAGUUGGGGGAAACAGUGUCGUGUGUUAUUUGGUGUACGCUUAUAAGCGGAUGAGGACGGUGCCAAACUACUUCAUCGUCAAUUUAGCCCUGAGUGAUAUUAUAAUGGCUAUUUUCUGCAUUCCCUUCACGUUUGUGGCCAAUCUAAUGCUUAAUUAUUGGCCGUUCGGAGAGUUAAUGUGUCCAACAGUAUGUUACCUUCAGAUUGUCUCAGUAUUUGUGAGUGCUUAUACACUUAUGGCAAUGAGCGUAGACCGAUAUAUAGUGAUUGUACAUCCGUUUAAGAAGAGAAUAACUACAGGCUAUACCUUAUUUAUCAUUAUUAUCAUUUGGAUUUUAUCUCUUUCUAUCCCUAUCCCCACAUUGUUCAAUGCUCGGAUAGAGUACUAUUCGAACACGAGUGGACAGUGCCUAGAGAUUUGGGAAGGGAACGAGCGAGGGCGGUACGCUUAUAGCGUAGGGAUUAUGGUACUACAUUAUUUUGCCCCGAUGGUGGUCAUGAUGUUUUGUUACACGACAAUUAGAUAUCAUAUAUGGCUAAAACAUAAUCAGAAAGACGACCAGAACAAGAGGCGGCUACAACUGGCGUCUGCCAAACAAAAA